AUGCUUAAUAAAUUUGAAAAACCUACCUAGAGAGUAUUUGAAAUGAUAUUAAUCAUCUUGUAUAUAUAAUUAGAUUUGCAGACUAUUACCUAACAAAAAGAAAGUAUUAUGAAUCGUUAAUUUUCUUCCUAUCUUGGAUCACAAACGACAAGAAGUAGGUUAAGAUCUAAUAGUCCUACUCAAUUGAAGAAUUUAGAGUUUGUAAUUAAAUCAGCACAGUAAAAAUUUAAGUCUUAAUAAUCAACUCCUAUUCGAGGUUAACAAAUAGUUGCACCUCUUAAACCAUAAAAUCUUGAUAUGUUUAGUACUGCAUCUGAAAUUAGGAAGCUGAGAGUGUAGAGUAUGAGAAGUCAGUCACAAAUCGAUAAUAAAAUAAUUUGGAAUUAGGUUUAAGAUCAAUUGGAGAAGAAGACUGGGGCUUGUGCUGAGUUCGAAAAGCUGAGAAAUAAUUCAAUUUACAGAAAACUGAGGGAAAUGAAGUUUAAAGAAAAUGAAGAAAAGAAGCUGCAUCUGGAGAGAAGAUUGCAAAGGGAAUUAUUGGCCAAGAACAAGAACUAGGAAUUAUAGAAUAACUAAGCAUAGAGAUAGAUUGAAACCAAACGACAACCCAAGUUUUAAUUGUCUACCAUAGUGAAUGCAUUGACUUUGAUACAAAUACAUUCAAAAACCUAUUCUAUGAAGUUGGCAAAAUUAAUAGCAAAGAAUUAUUUAAAUAUACUGGAUUACAAUAAUUAUAUGGAAUAGAAAAGAUUAAAUGAGAAUUAAUCAAGUCAGAAUACUCCAAGGACUCCCAAUUUAGAAAAAGAGUAAAUUUUAGAAAUUUAAGAUUUAGUUAAUGGAGGGAUACAUUAAAUAAUAAUUGCGAAUAAAACAAAGAAGCAUCGAGAAUAAUUAAAAGCCAGUGAAAUAUUCUCUGAAGAUGUUUUAAGAAGAGUGAGACUCUUGUAGAGUUGUUUUCAUCUCAAAGUCUUCAGCAAGAAGAGCAAAUCCCACAAAUAUCGAAGACAGUAGAUUAUUGGAGUUCCCAGUACAAGGGUUAAAGCAUAAACCAGAAGAUUGGGUGACAUCAAAUUUAUGAACCAGUAUUCUCCUAAAUCCAAUAAGCCUGGAACUAUGCUAAAUACAAAUAAUGAAUUGAAAUAAAAUAAAAAGUCUUUAAGGCUUUUUCGAAGUCUCACUAAAGGAUCGCUAACAACCUAAAAAAGUUUAUUUUUUAAUAGACAAAACACUAAUGAAUUCUUAUUAAAGGGAGUUUAGAUGCUCCAUUAUCCAAUCAUCAAAUACAUAUCCAUUUUUUACAAAAACAUGGUUGUUUGGUCAAUCUCUUACAAAGACAUUACAUUGGACAAAUCUUGUAUUGUGUUGUUUUUUAAAGGAGAGGGGAAAUACAAAUAUCGGUAUCGUUUGGAUGUGCCAAUAGGAUAGAAUCCAAUGAUAAAUUACAAUGAAAAUUGUUUGACUGUUUGGCCAACAGUCAGAGAUUAUUUGAUUAGUUAUUUGCAUAUGAAAGGGCAAUUGGCUUUGCUUGAUUAAAAGUAGUUACCAACAGCCUAAGUUUAUAAAUUGAAUUUCAUCAAAGGAUUAACUGAUAGAUCUCGAAUGAAAAUUACUAGUCUAGAUAUCCAUGGCAUCACAGAAACUAAGAAAAUACUGGAUUAUCUAUAAAAAUCUUAGAUAGUAAAAAUCAAAAAGGUAUUUGGCACUGUUUAUGAAUUGCUUCCUCAAUUUAUUGAAGUGAAUAAAUAUGGAUAAAAGAAAUAAUACAUUGUUAAUUUGCCUUUAGUCCACAACAUUGUGUUAUAGCUUAGGAUGUUUGAAGAAUAAUUGCUACUACAAAAAAGAAGUUUGGGAGAGGUAGAAGAGAAUUUGAUUGAUAGAUAUUCCUCGUUUCUAUGUGGGAAUACUGAUUAUAUUAAUUAAAUCUUGAUGUUUCGAUUUAUUCACAAUAACCCUGACUUUUUUCAAGAUUAAAUGUUAAAAGACAUACAUUUACUGCAAGAGAAAUCUAUAUACAUUUAAUCUGCAACAUUGAAGUUGAAUGAUAUACUAUAAGUGGAGAGUAACACUGAUCAUAUAUCUUAUGGCAGUUAUUGCUUAUUAAGUAUAUUUUUAACAAUCAAUUGCAGUGUUAAUCUAAAAUUAUUACUAUUGGAUGUUUCGGAUAAGUCAAUGUAUACUAAUCUGUCUGAUACUAUCAAUCUAUUUGAGUAUGUAUGCAAGAAAAGAAAUUAAUUGCAAUUGAUUUUUAAUUAAGAAUAUUUUCAAUUUUAAAUCAAAGUAACAUUUCAUGAAAGAGAUGAGGCAGGCUAUAAUAGAGAUGUAUAUUCAAAGAAUUUAUUUGCUGAUAAAAAAGACAGACAAACCAAAUAACUAGUUUUGAGUGUAAAUGAAUGGUUGAAACUAUGCAAGGCUAUUAAAAAUAGUGUUCUAGUGGAUGAUUCUGAAUAGUAUUUCGAUUUCAAUAAGUUAGUCAAAAGCAUUCUAUUAGAAUAACCAUAUCAUUCCAGAAUCGUCGAAGAAACCUUAAAGUCUGUGUUCUGCAUUAGUUUAAAGAAGGAACAAGUGAUUUUAAAAGCAUCUUACAAACACAUCUUAUCAGUUUCAUAUAAUUUCAUUGAGCAAUUGGAUCAUUACAACUUUUCAAAAAACCUUGGGUAUGUUCACAAAUAUAGUGUAUACCCAACAGAAUAUCAUGAUAUCAAAUAGAUCAUCAAAGAAUAAAAAAAGUCAACACUCACUUCAAAAGAUGCUAAGCAAUUCAAUAAAUAAUUUAAACAAAUUAACACUGCCGAUAUCAAAUUAACAAAUACUAACACCAAAAUCUCACUCAUUGUUGACUAUUAGUAUGAAUAUCACAUAUCUCAGAGUAUACCUGUAGAUUGUAAUUAGCUAUAACUGAUUAGUUACUGUUAAUUCAGAAGGAAUCAUUUCGUAUACUAGAUCGUCAAUAAUAGAGACAGUAUGAAAAUUAUAAUACAAAAGUUUUUCAAAGCUCCUAUUAUUAUUAAGAUUGAAGAUAUAGAUCUAAUAUUUAAAAUAUUGAAUUGUUAACAUCUAUCUACAUUUUUACUUUCAUAAGAAUUGCUUGGGUGCAUGCAUUAAAUCUAAAAGAAGAAUAGCUUUUUAACAAACAAUUUAUAAUUUUUUAUCCAAAAACACAAAUACCCAUUACCUAGUUACAAAUAAAUCAAAUUCAUGUUGAUUAAUGAUUCAGAUAAAUUGUUGAAUUAUUUAGAUAGAUUAAGCUUUAUGUUUUUAUUUAAACAAACCUUUAGUGGGUCUCAAAUUUUAGUGCAUGCCAAAAUCUAUUUUAUAUGUAAAGAUUCUCAUACAAGAUCUGAUGAAAAGAUCUACUUUUUUCAUUCGGAAGAUUUGUUUCUUGGAUUAGAAAUUCAAGAAUUUAAGUCUAAACUCAAAAAAUAUAUUAUUAUACUCAACAAAUUUGACUUAGAAAAGCUAUUUGACAUCAAAGGCUACUUAGACAUUUCAAUAGUUCAUUAUUGGUGUAAAACGAUAAUCAAUAACCUUUCCUUUGAUAAGUAGAACAUUUAUAGAUUGCCUUAUUUGUAGAAUCUGAACCACUACAUAAUCCCUAAACUUGAUGAUGAGGAAGAAAAUCACAGACUAAAGGCUUAGAGAAGUAUGACUAAUGAUUACAAGCACGAUGAGUAGAAUACUGUCUGUAAAUAGUUUCUAUUACCCCAAAUAAAACUAUUUCGAGUCAUAGGUCAUUACAUUAUGAAAUAUUACCUAUUGAAGAAUUCAAAGAAGGUCAAAUUAGCAACUCGAUUACCCUAACAAUUUCAUAAUGAAUUUGAUUCCUAUACCAUGGAGUAUAUCAUAAUCACCAUUCAAGCUCACAAUAUUUUUGAUAUGUUUAGAAUAAUGUAUUAUUUUCCUAAAAGCAGAAGAAGGUUAAUGACUCAUAUUUCCAUAUUGCAAUUUCAAGAAAUGGACUUCAGAGAUAAUCUGAUCUUUGAUUUGCUUGAGUAUAAUGAAUACAAGACUUACUAAGAUAUUGAAGUAUAUGUCAAAUCUCAAAAAUGUGGAAUUCAUUUCAAACACUCAAUUUAAUUGGAUAAGUAGGUUUUAACACGAAUCAAAUUUAUGAAACAAUCAGUUGAUAUCUAGAAUCCAUUUUAAUUUGCAUUCAAGAAAAAUUAAAACAAUUUCUUAAAAGUCAGCGAUGACCUGAUUACCAAAAAUAGAUACUUGUUAUCAUAGAUAAAACAAAACUAAUAGCUUUCAGACAAAGUUAUUAAGUUUAUGUAAUUUACUCGAAAGUUGAAUAAUGAUUUAUAAUUUGAAUUGUAAAAUAAAUUAAUAGAAAUAAAAAUAUGGGAACUCUUGCUAAAUCAAGUAUUUGAGUUAAAAUUCAACAAUUCCAAAUCGAUUAAUAAUUAUAUUCAUUUGAUUGACAGACUAAUUUAGACUUUUGAUUAAAAGAAACGAAAUUAGGUCAAAAUAAUUGGUAAAGAAUACUUGCUCAAGAAAUAAUCAAGUGGUGCUCUCAAAAACAAUUACACUGUUUAGUCUAAUGUGACGUAAUUAUACACUAGAUUAAUUCUAACAAACAAUAUCAAAGUCACUGAAAAAUUGAACUUCCCUGACACCGAUAUUAAUCUAAACAUAGGUUUUCUAUAAUAUCCCUUGUUAGAAUUCAUUUGCAGUCAGGAGAUUAAAUUAGAAAGAUUAGGUAAUGCAUAUCUGGAAUGUUUCAUUGAAUAAAUCAAGAAGACGCAAUAAAAUCAAUAAGUAUUUUAUCCUUAAUAAUUAAUAUCAUAUUCACAAUCUUCUGAUUUUAAUAUCUAUUUGAGAUAUUAUUGUUUAUAAAACUUAAAAUACAAGGAUAUCAGAUUAAAUAUGAGAGAGUUACUAAACUUAUUCAUUGCUGAUGGGUUUUUCAAAAGUAAAACUAAUUACAUGAAUAGUAGAUUAAGUUAAUCAGACAUUCAGAAUAUGUGUUAUUAUCUAGUCCAAAAAAUUAGAGAUUAAAAUUAUCUAAAUUUGUCUUCCCUUGUUUUGUUAAAAAAAGAGAGGAAGUUUUCAUUAGCCUCUUAAAUUCUAUUAGAAACUCAAGAUUCGUUGAUUCCUAAUUAAAAUAACUCAACAAUGCUUUUUGACGAAGGAUAUCUUUACACGUAAUCCAUAAAAGGAAAUAAAUGUUUUCAGAUUCUCUAAUUACAAAUUUUCCCUUCUACUAAAAAAAUAAUUGUUAAUUUGAGUGAUAGCAAAGCAAUAUUAUUUUAACAAAAGAUAUAUACCUUCCAAGAAGCAGAAGAAUUAGUAAUGAACUUUCUUAUUCUUUUUCAAUCCAAAAAUGUAUAAUAAGCCUUAAAGCGUCUUGCUAAAGCUCUAGAAUACAAUUUAAUUCAAAUGCAGAAAAUAUGA
Paramecium tetraurelia is the source of this 5391-nucleotide messenger RNA. RefSeq lists its product as uncharacterized. NCBI's taxonomy places the organism in Eukaryota, Ciliophora, Oligohymenophorea, Peniculida, Parameciidae. The record is from RefSeq and is a predicted model, not a curated record. The transcript is spliced from 2 exons.